AUGGCCCUGAUCAGUGCACCUGUUGAUACGUUAAGUCAAGAGGAAUGGGAGCUGGUGAAAGACGUCUGCACCGUCCUGCAACCAUUUGAGGAAGUGACCGUUGAGAUAAGUACAGACAGUGAAAGAGACCGAGACCUGCAGCUUGUCAGAGAUUACAAGCCUCACAAAGAUGUCCAGCAUCUCAGAAUUCUGCUUUAUGGACCACCAGGUGCUGGAAAGUCCAGCUUCAUCAACUCUGUCGACAGUGUUUUAAGAGGCAAAAUCGCAACUCGAGCUUUGGCAGCAGCAACCUCUGGUGACAGCUUCACCAUUGCAUUCAGGACAUAUAAAAUUCAGAAAGGAGAGCCAGGAACGUUUUACCCUUUUGUCUUCAAUGACACCAUGGGCCUUCAGUCCAGUGACAAAGGAAUUCAUGUGGAAGACAUCAAACUUGCCAUUAGAGGACAUGUAAACGAAGAUUACAGGUUCAAUCCCACAUCUCCGUUGCCUGAAACAAAUUCCAGCUACAACAGUUUUCCUACUUUAGAUGACAAAGUCCACAUUCUGGUUUUAGUUAUUCCUGCUGACACAGUGAGCAUAAUGAAUGAUGAAAGUGUCAGGAAGAUGAAAGAUGUCAGAUCAGCAGCUCGUGACAAAGGGAUCCCACAAAUAGCUAUCAUGACUAAAAUUGAUGAAGCCUGUCCUGAAGUCAAAAAAGACAUAAAGAACGCCUACAGGAGCAAACACUUGAAUCAGCUGAUGGAAACAGUGAACAUGAACCUGGGUAUUCCACUGAACUGCAUCUUCCUCGUGAAGAACUACCACACAGAGAUUGAGACGGAGAACGAUGUGGAUUCACUUAUACUGAGUGUCCUGAAAAAGAUCAUUGACUAUGGAGAGGACUACCUGAAUGACCAGGAUGAUCCUGACCUAUAAUCAGUG
Messenger RNA from Pundamilia nyererei, 921 nucleotides. Its product is annotated as interferon-induced protein 44-like. Bases 1 to 915 code for a protein of 304 amino acids. Gene Ontology annotation, biological process: immune response. The transcript has 6 exons. The record is from RefSeq and is a predicted model, not a curated record. NCBI's taxonomy places the organism in Eukaryota, Metazoa, Chordata, Actinopteri, Cichliformes, Cichlidae.